This is a messenger RNA of Anolis carolinensis (green anole), 766 nucleotides long. RefSeq names its product beta-lactoglobulin-2. The transcript is spliced from 7 exons. The record is from RefSeq and is a predicted model, not a curated record. NCBI's taxonomy places the organism in Eukaryota, Metazoa, Chordata, Lepidosauria, Squamata, Anolidae. Bases 46 to 543 code for a protein of 165 amino acids. Gene Ontology annotation, molecular function: small molecule binding.
GUCGCACCAACGGAGCCAUCGCAGAGCCGGAGGAAAUACCCAAAGAUGGCCACGGUCACCCCGGUCCAGGUGGCGUUGCUUCUCUUCGCUCUCUGUCUCCAGGCCGUUACUUCGGAGAUUCCCGUAAAGAAAGACAUCGACAUCAAGAAGAUGGCCGGGAAGUGGUACCCGGUGAGGAGCGCCACGUCGGAGGACCAACCGAGAGCCCUCCACGGCUUCGCCCUGGAGCCCACGGCCAGCGGAGGCUUCGCCAUGAAGCUCGAGAUCCCCCAGAAGGGGUCCUGCAGUGUGAAAAACCUUGAUUUGACCCAGGUCAGCCCCGGGGUCUUCACCUCACCAGAGGGAAAGGCGACCGUCAUGGACACCGACUACACAACCUAUAUGUUCGUAGAACUUUCCAAGGACACCACGCGCAUCCUGGUUUACUAUGCCAGAGAAAAGAAAGUGGAUAAGAAAAUCAAGAAGAAGUUUCGGAGCAUUGUCAAAAAGGCGGGGAUGAAAACCGCAAAACGUUUAAUACCCCGAAAAGAAGAUAUGUGCUAAAACCCCUCCUGCGAAAGCAUAGAUUUAAUCCUGUUGAGUGGUUUUAGCUUCCGCAAGAACUUUGGGUUCAGGAGCCCGGUGUGUCGAACAGAAUGAGACGCAGACAGGUUGAAGGCAAAGAGCGGAGGUUCGUUCUCACCGGCCCGAAUAGGAUGUCUGUGCAGAAAGCACUCCGAAGUAGUAAUAUAACACAAUUGAGAAUAAAACGAGUGUUUUAAAAUUU